GCGCUUUGUUUUGCAACGUGAUGACGCCACACGGAGAUUACAGGAAGUAAUUUGAAUUUACACCAAGUAAACACAGCGCGGACUUAAUGCUGCUCAGCUACACCAGAAAAUGGGUGUGAAGGGUCUUCAGUCCUUUAUGGAGCGCUGCUGCCCAGAAACCUGUGUGACAGUGAACCUGAGAGAGAUGGCCAGGCAACAUGCUGCCAAAAGCCAGCAAAGCUCCACAACCACAGCUAACACCACCACUCCCGCUCUUGUUGUGGAUGGUAUGGCAUGCCUGCGUCACUGGUACUCGUGUAAGGACUGGGUGUGUGGCGGCCAGUGGAAGGAAUACAUGGAUGUCCUGAAGAGAUGGGUGGAGGCUUUUAAUUCUGCGGGCAUCAGACUGGUCUUUUUCUUUGAUGGAGUGGUGGAAGAGCAGAAGAGACAGGAGUGGGUGAAGAGGAGACGCAGAGUGAACGGGGAGAUUUCUAAAAUGUUUCGCUACAUCAAGCAGCACGGAGAGCAGCCUGGUAGAGAGUUAUUUUGUCUGCCCUCUGGUCUAGCAACAUUCACACGCUUUGCUCUGAGUUCCUUGGGUCAGGAAGUGUAUUGCUCAGUGCGUGAGGCGGACUAUGAGAUUGCCAACUACGCUCGUCAGCAUGGCAGCAUGGGUAUUCUGGGGCAGGACUCUGACUUUAUCAUUUAUGACAGUGCCCCCUACUUGUCUGUGACCAAGCUGUGGAUGAAAGGCCUCACCACUGUCAUGUACGACCAGCAGCGGCUCUGCCAAACCCUUGGACUGUCUGUUACCCAGCUACCACUGCUGGCCUGUCUCCUCGGUAAUGAUGUCGUGUCAGAGGAGCGAAUGCAGCACAUCAGGAAUACUGCCAUGGAAACGUCCAGGAAAAACAAUCCCACACCACACCCUGGAGCUCCUCAGGGGCAGGUGGUGCUCGCAGUAUCCCAACUUGUCAGCUCUUUGUGGGGCAGAGAGGAGGAACAAACUAGACUUGUCCCACGGUCUCUAAAUCUGUCAGCUCCUGACAGAGAGCUCCUCGUGAGGGGAGUUUGCUCCUACCUUUUACCUGGACAGAGACCUCUUGGGCUAGGUGACGUUUCUGUACUUCCCUCUGCCUUUGAAAAACAUGUGAGCCCAGAAAUAUUAAAGGCAUGUAGAGAGAAGCAUGUAGCAGCAGAGGGUUUCAUGGUUUACAGUGUUGUGUGUGAGGGAGUCACUGAAUGUAGCAAUACUCUGGAGGACGAGGAGGACGCUGAUUUGCUACCUCAGGCCCUCGUCUACAAGCCCUGCAGACAACGCAUCUAUGGUCUGCUGCUGCUCAGGCAGGAUGGCAACACUGUGAAUAUUCCAGCAAUCAAGGAAUGGUUUGUCUACCCUGGAAACCCUUUGAAGGAGCCUGACAUGGUCCAGCCUGUCCCAGUCCGCCUCCCAUGUGAACAACCCACCCUGGACUUACUGUGGUUUAGCACUGGUCCUGCGGUUUCUGCUCUUCGCCUGAAAACCUUCCUUUCAAUUUUUGACUGCCUCGACAUCUCAGACUUGCAUGGAGCCAUUGAAGACUCUCUCCUGGCUGCUCUCUGUCUGGUCGCGUAUAUUACACUGCAGGUACAAACUUUGUCUCAAGAGGACGUGGAUGCCUACCUGAGUCAGGCUGUAUGUCUGAGACUAAAAUCCCCGCAGGAGCUUCAGCAGAUUGAGCUGCCUUUCCUCUCCAGUCGUGCGGUGCAGCUGGGAUCUCUCUACAUCCGAGGACUGAGCCACCUGCUGGGUGCUAACUGUGCCAGUGGCUGCCCGCUGCCCAACGCUGCCCUGAUGCCUUGGCACAGCUUCGAUGGACGUCUGUUCCACUCAAAGUACCUGCUGGCGCACAAUGGCACAGAGAAUACUGAGCUGCUGGACAGCAAUCCGUCCUACCUGUCUACCUUUCUCCAGCUGAGGGAGAAACUCACAGAAACCUGCAGGAAGAGAGGCAGAGUCCUGCAGUCCAGACCCAACACACCAAAGCAAAGUCUUAAAACCACAACAGGAGCCACUUACAGAGACAGGCAUGCAGGUCGGGCUCCAGGUGGUGAUGAGGGCUGGAGGGGAGGAAGAGGGACGACGGGAGGUCAUCGACAUGAACGAGGAUGGAGGGAGAGAGGAGAGGAAAGGAGAGACCGAAGCCAGUAUGAAAACAGAGAGAGACUGUGGGAAACAGGAGGACACGGAGGAGGAGGAGGAGGAGGCCAGUAUUUUCAUUCAUUUCAGUCAAACUACCAUGAUGGAGGAGCGCAGAUCAUGAACCGCCCUCCAAAACAGUCCAGAGGUCGAUCAUAUCACAACAGAGGAAGAUACCAGCUGGCUCCAAGAUGGCAGCAGCCUCCAGCUCCAGGAACAUAACUCAACCCUGAACAGAGAGCAGGCGAGCGAAGGAUUAGAGAGGAGGACUUUAGGGAUUUAGGAGGAUGGGAAAGACAUCAUGAAAGGAGGGAAAGAAUCAAAUUUCUCUGAACAAACUGAUUAGUGAAUGACCCGUCAGGAAUGUUUGUCCAAAGGAUGCAGUAGAUGAAAAAAUGGGGAUUAAGAGGAGGCCAAAUGAAGAGAUUAAGAACUUUUCAUCUGAUUUGCCAGUUUAGCCUGAAUUCGUCUCCAAAUAAUCCUGUGGAGACACUUUUGGAGUCCAUCACCAGCUUCUGCUUUAUCCCAGGACGACGUACCUGCUUUACUGUGACAGAAAAUCAAGUAUGAAGGAGAAGCCAUCAAACAAACACAAACUGAGCCACUUUAAAGUUGCACUGAGAAGUGGAUUAAGCCUGUUUCCAUCUCUUGUCUUUGGCAAUAAAAAGCCAAAGAUCUUAAAGGCUGUGUGUAUCCAGAGGGAUAAUCCUUUUAGAUGAAUGGGUUUACUGAGAGAAACAGUAGAGCUGGUAUCGAAUAUCAAAUGAAAUAGGACAUCAGUGCCUCUGAUUAGUGCACCUCUGUAAUGGGAUGCCAUUUGGGAUGUGUCAGAAACAAAGUGAGGCCAUUGGAGCUGCUGUUUUUCACACUUAUAGGACUGCCAGUCAUCUGUAAUUAAUAUUAAUGGAGAACGACAUAUUUUUCUUUUCUUUUUUUACUGUGCAAAUACAUCAGGUGUGUUUGUAGAAGCUUCAAGUUGCCAAAAUGUUUAGUUAUAUCUUCUGUUUUUAUUAUUUUUAAAAAAAACUCUUUCAACCAUUUUACAUGUAUUUUCAAAUGUUACGUGUUUUUACCUACAAUAUUAGAAUUCUAGUGGAUCUUGCAUCUGCACUGGAAAAAAUGGCCCUCUCAAAACAAGAAAAAAAAAUGUAUUUCAAGGAACUUUUAACUUGAAAUAAGUGAAAAAAAAUCUGCCAUUAGAACAAGUGAAAAGAGGGAUGUGACAUUUUGACUAAAAAUAAGACAAACAGGCUUGGUAAGAUUUUGAGUUUUUGCAGUGUGAAAGGCCUUGAUAGUCCCUGAAACCGUUAACUUUAAUAAUUCUCAUCUCACACAUAGAGACAUUUGUGAAAAUGGUGAAUAAAACCUGAAUCAUUGAGUGUUUGUUGUAAAAAUC
Molecule: messenger RNA, 3554 nt
Organism: Acanthochromis polyacanthus (spiny chromis)
Lineage: Eukaryota; Metazoa; Chordata; Actinopteri; Pomacentridae
Gene: fam120b
Product: family with sequence similarity 120B
Exons: 15
Coding region: 110-2380 (756 amino acids)
Cellular component (GO): nucleus
Source: RefSeq, a predicted model, not a curated record